Hordeum vulgare subsp. vulgare (domesticated barley) is the source of this 6262-nucleotide messenger RNA. Its product is annotated as maturase K. Gene Ontology annotation, cellular component: chloroplast. Gene Ontology annotation, biological process: mRNA processing. The record is from RefSeq and is a predicted model, not a curated record. NCBI's taxonomy places the organism in Eukaryota, Viridiplantae, Streptophyta, Magnoliopsida, Poales, Poaceae. Bases 4634 to 6169 code for a protein of 511 amino acids. The transcript has a single exon.
GUCAAUAUCGAUUUUUACAAAGAAAAAACAAGAAUUUUCUUCUUUUUUUUAUUAACAUUAAGAAAAAAGAAUAUAACUAAAAUGGAAUUGGCAAUAUAAUUUUUAUAGACUUUUGAAAGAAAAAAAGGGGUUUUUUGCAACCGUUAUUUCUUAUUUCUUGCCUAUAUCAUAUCACGGAAACCUUUCGCUUUGGAACGUGGAGAGAUGGCUGAGUGGACUAAAGCGGCGGAUUGCUAAUCCGUUGUACAAUUUUUUUGUACCGAGGGUUCGAAUCCCUCUCUUUCCGCUCCCUUGGAUCAUUUGGGACUUUCAAACUGGAAAGAAUUCUGACCCCCGGAUUUUCUCAUAGAUAAAUGUACGAAACAAAUCCAAUUUGUAAGAAAAAAAAAAAAUUGAAUUUUUACUCCUCGCGUCCAGGAUUCCGUCCUGGAUCAUUAGAUAAGAAUCCAAAGAUAAAGAGUGAAACAAAGAAUAUCACUACUGUAUAAACAAAAAGUUUGAGAGUAAGCAUUACAUAAUCUCCAAGAUUUUUUUUUAAGGAAUAGAUUACCAGUUUUUCCUUACCACACGGAUCCACUAGGAUGGUUUUUUUUGAUACCUAAAAAUGCAAAAAUGAAUUCUGGAAAAAAAUUGCAAGAAUUCAUUUAUAAUAAGAACUCUUAUCAAUAGCAAAAAUAGGGUUAGGUGGUAUUGAAUAGGUAUUGUGUAGGUACCUAAAGGUACCUGCUCAACCUAGGUGCAGGGGAGUAGAAAGGCUGAUCCAAAUUUAUUGCUGUAGCUACCCAUUCAAUGUAGAAUAAUUUCAAUUUUAGAAUUGAGGGUUCAUAAUAUAAAAAUAUAAAACUUCUCGGCUUUUACCCAUUUUAAUUUUUUUUUUUGGAAUGAACACAUCAUUCAAUUUGGCAUACAGAGUACUAAAGAUUUCAUCGAAAACUUACAGCAGCUUGCCAAACAAAGGCUAAUAGAAAAAAGAAUAGAGGUAUAACAGGCAUAAUAUCCACGAUUGGAUUGAAAAUAGCAUAAGCUUCGGGCAAUUUGGCAAAGAAAAAACUAGUAGGAUAAAGAACAGAAUUAAAACAGAUACAGGUUAAACUAAGUAUAUUAGGCAUAACAAGCAUUUCAUUCUUGUAGAGUAAAUAAUUGGAUUUUGAUUGAGUUAUUUUUUUAAGGGAAAGAAGGAAAAGGCAGAUUCAAAAUCUUUUUUUCUUCGGACUUUCCCAAACACAAAAUACCUCCUUGUAUUCGCACUCUCAAAUGAGAGUGGAAUAAAUUCGACUUUCAUAUAAUAUCUUAAUAGAAUUCCAUGUAAUGAUCAAUGCAUUUUUUGAUUCUAUAUUAUCUGCAUGUGUAGAAUACUAGCAAGAGAAUAUCUCUUCUUUAUUUAUGUAAUUGAAAUGGUAUUGACGAAUAACAAAUAAACAUAAUAGUGUUUAUUAGUGUCGCAUAAAACCCGAAAUGGGGCGUGGCCAAGUGGUAAGGCAGCGGGUUUUGGUCCCGUUACUCGGAGGUUCGAAUCCUUCCGUCCCAGAUUGUUUCUGAUGAAACAAACGGUGAAAUCAUAUAGUACUCCGUAUGAGACAAAAGUUUAUUAAAGAGAAUAAUGAUAUCUUAUGUUUUCUCAGAAAACAUAAUAAAGUCUUAAGUCCAGUCAAAUUGACUACCUUUAUUUUCAUGAAAAAAAUGGGAUCUAGCAGGCACAUUCAGGAUAUGCCUCUACUAUGAUCACUUAAUAAUCACUUAAUAAUCACUUAAUCAUAUUUUUUUCUUCCUUUUGGUCUUCGAGUCGAAGAAGUACCAAAAACAAUUAACUACCAAAAACUUUCAAUCUAUUCAUUGGAAUAGUUUAUUUAGUUAUUAUAGUUAAUUGUUUUUGGUACGGAAAAAAUAUAUUACUAAUAGAAUUCUAAUUCUAGUAAUUAAAUGAAUUAAACUUUUUUGGAGGUUGAUAGUUUAUUUAUUGAGGAAGAGUCAAUCCUUCUCUUCUCACUUCAAGAUUGAUCAUCUCGAGCCAUCCGUUGAGGGUGGAAAUUUAAUAAUAAAUAAGUUUUAAGCAAACUUGUUUAGUCGUCUUUUUCUAUGUUUCAUUCAUAUGAUAGAAUUCGAAUAUGGGUUUAAAUAAAUUGGAUCUUGGCGGAGGCUUCCCGGAUAAAUACUUACUUUCUUUUAUCCAUAUUGCUCCAUAGAUAGCAAGUUUUAAUUUUAAUUAGUAUACAAAAAACAAAACCAAUGACUAUUCAUGAUUCCAUCCAUAUUGGAUCAAUUUUCUAUACCACUUUGCAAUGAAAAGAGGAAUGUUUGUUAUGGUAAAACUUCGUUUAAAACGAUGUGGUAGAAAGCAACGUGCGACUUGAAGGACAUGAUCGAUUGUGGAUUUUGCUAUCCAUCAUUUUCCAUAGUAAUGAAAAUGCUCUUGGCUCGACAUAGCCUGUUCUAUUCGUUCCGAACCAAAUUUGCGCAGGGUUUAAGUAACAUAGUACACGAUGGAGCUCGAGAGGACAGAGUUUAUUUUUUAUCAAGGGAAAGAAUCUAGGGUUAGUGAAAACUAAUAAAUUAGGCCAACUUUGUCAGUCUAUCCUUAAUAUAGAAAUAAAUCGAAAGGUUAAAAUACGAAGAAAGUCCAAUAAAAGUAUAUCAGAAUCAAUCCCCCUUAUUAGAUUUCUAUAGAAGAGAUAAAUGCUUUAUCGAAGGAAAUAAGAAAAAAGGGUAUGUUGCUACUCUUUUGAAAGAAAAAAAUAGGAAUUCCCGAAGUAAUGUCUAAACCCAAGGAUUUCACAAAUCAAAGAUAAAGGAUUCCAGAACAAGUAAACACAAUUUUCAAUUGUCUCAACAACAGAGUUGGAUCAGAAUAAGGAAUAAAAGUCAAUUCGUUCGAAAUGAGACAAAGAAAAGAGUUUAAAGACGACUCAAAAAUUUUUGAAGGAUUUUGCCUUCGAAGUUUCUCAGGCAGAAUUAGCCAACUUGAGUCAUGAGUAUAAAUGAAAUUUGUUUUUUCUGUAAGGAAAUUAAUGGACGUCAUAGUCUAAUUUCUAUUAUUAUCGACAGAAAUUCGAAUCAUUUUCUCGAGCCGUAUGAGGAGAAAACCUCCUAUACGUUUCUAGGGGGGGCGUUGUUUAUCUACAUCUAUCCCAAUAAGCUGUCUAUCGAAUCGUUGCAAUUGAUGUUCGAUCUCGAAGAGAAGGAAGAGAUCUUCGAAAAGUAGGUUUUUAUGAUCCGAUAAAGAAUCAAACUUGUUUAAAUGUUCCAGCUAUUCUCUAUUUCCUUGAAAAGGGUGCUCAACCGACAAGAACUGUUUAUGAUAUUUUAAGGAAGGCGGAAUUCUUUAAAGAAAAAGAAAGAACUUUGAGUUAAUUGAAGAACUAAAUGAAUAAAAAAGUAGGAUAGGAGAAGAUUAUUAGUAUUCCUCGUUGUCUAAUUAUUUAGACACAAUUUACCUCUUUCUUAAUCCUAUUUGGAUUUAUAUCGUGCCAAUCCAACAUAAGCCCCUAUUUUAUUUACUUUUUCUAUCUAAUUUGUUUUCUUACCAUUGUAUUUCCAUUGACAAAGGUCUAUUGAACAAAUAGAAUUUGUAGAUAGAUGGGUCUCUUUAUCCUCACUCCAUAUUUAAUUUUUCUGCUUACACUUCGCUCAAAUGAUAAGGGUGUUCCUCUUGCAUGUAUUCUCAUACAAUAUAAUAUAUAUUUUUUUUAAUAAAAAUCGCUAAAAAAAGGAGAAUUUGGCCAUCGUGAUUAGGGUCGCUCUUUUUUUUCACUUUAGUGGAAUUUAACCGGACCUGUUCGUUUUGCCAUUUGAGUGUUUUUCAUGGUCGAUAAAAUCUUUCUUUUGAUGUCUUGCUAGUUCAAUGUUUUGACAGAAGCGCGCGGUGUAAUUCCAUUGAUUUUUGGAUUUCGAUCGUAUCUAAGAUCCUUUUUUUAUCUGGGUUGCUAACUCAAUGGUAGAGUACUCGGCUUUUAAGUGCGACUAUGAUCUUUUACACAUUUGGAUGAAACAACAAAUUCGUCCAGACUCUUGGUAGAGUCUAGAAGACCACGACUGAUCCUCAAAGGUAAUGAAUGGAAAAAAUAGCAUGUCGUAAUAAAAUCAAUCUUUUUUGAAUGGAAUCCAAAAUUACGAUUUUCUGGGUCUAGUGAAUAAAUGGAUAGAGCCUGGCUCCAAUUCUGGUAAAAUAAAAAGCAACGAGCUUAACUUCCUAAUUGGAAGGAUUCCCCGCUCUAAUUAGACGUUAAAAAUAGAUUAGUGCCGGAUGUGGGGAAAGGUUGGGUUUUCCUAUGAGUGGACCCUUUAUUUUUUCUUUUUUUUUAGAAAUCCUAAUUAUUCUUGAUUAUGGAUUGAAUAAGGGAUGUUAUGGAUUGAAUGUGUAAAAGAAGCAGUAUAUUGAUAAAGAGGCUGUAUUCCAAAGUCAAAAGAGCGAUUGGCCUGCAAAAAUAAAAAACUUGUUCUGUUCUUUUUUGUAAUUUAGAACAAACAUAAACUAAUUCGGUAGAAAAGGAGCGGAAAAAGAUCCGUGGAUUAGACUCCCUUUCUUUCCAGGGUUUGUAUUAAAAAUGCAACACCCUGUUCUGACCAUAUUGCACUAUGUAUCAUCAUUCGAUAAACCGAGAAAUGCUUCUUCUCUCUGAUUCAAGUAGAAAUACAAAUGGAAAAAUUCGAAGGGUAUUCAGAAAAACAGAAAUCUCGUCAACAAUACUUUGUCUACCCACUUCUCUUUCAGGAGUAUAUUUAUGCAUUUGCUCAUGAUUAUGGAUUAAACGGUUCUGAACCUGUGGAAAUAGUUAGUUGGAAUAACAAGAAAUUUAGUUCACUACUUGUGAAACGUUUAAUUAUUCGAAUGUAUCAGCAGAAUUUUUUGGAUAACUCGGUUAAUCAUCCUAAUCAAGAUCGAUUAUUGGAUUACAAAAUUUUUUUUUAUUCUGAGUUUUAUUCUCAGAUUCUAUCUGAGGGGUUUGCGAUUGUUGUGGAAAUCCCAUUCUCGCUACGGGAAUUAUCUUGUCCGAAAGAAAAAGAAAUACCAAAGUUUCAGAAUUUACGCUCUAUUCAUUCAAUAUUUCCCUUUUUAGAAGACAAAUUUUUGCAUUUGGAUUAUCUAUCACAUAUAGAAAUACCCUAUCCUAUCCAUUUGGAAAUCUUGGUUCAACUCCUUCAAUACCGUAUCCAAGAUGUUCCAUCUUUGCAUUUAUUGCGAUUCUUUCUCAACUACUAUUCGAAUUGGAAUAGUUUUAUUACUUCAAUGAAAUCCAUUCUUUUUUUUCAAAAAGAAAAUAAAAGACUAGUUAAAUUCCUAUAUAACUCUUAUGUAUCAGAAUAUGAAUUUUUCUUGUUGUUUCUUCGUAAACAAUCUUCUUGCUUACCAUUAGCAUAUUCUGGAACUUUUCUGGAACGAAUCCACUUUUCUAGGAAGAUGGAACAUUUUGGGAUAAUGUACCCUGGUUUUUCUCGGAAAACCUUAUGGUUCUUUAUGGAUCCUCUUAUACAUUAUGUUCGAUAUCAAGGAAAGGCAAUUCUUGCAUCAAAAGGCAGUUUUUUUUUGAAAAAGAAAUGGAAAUGCUACCUUAUCAAUUUCUGGCAAUAUUAUUUCUUUUUUUGGACUCAGCCGCGAAGAAUCCAUAUAAACCAAUUAGCAAACUCUUGCUUCGAUUUUAUGGGAUACCUUUCAAGUGUACCAAAAAGUCCUUUGUUGGUAAGGAAUCAAAUGCUGGAGAAUUCAUUUCUCAUAGAUACUCGAAUGAAAAAAUUCGAUACCAUAGUCCCCGCUACUCUCCUCAUAGGAUACUUAUCAAAAGCUCAAUUUUGUACUGGAUCGGGGCAUCCUAUUAGUAAACCCAUUUGGACGGAUUUAUCAGAUUGGGAUAUUCUUGAUCGAUUUGGUCGGAUAUGUAGAAAUCUUUUUCAUUAUCAUAGUGGAUCUUCGAAAAAACGGACUUUGUAUCGACUAAAGUAUAUACUUCGACUUUCAUGCGCUAGAACUUUAGCUCGUAAACAUAAAAGCACGGUACGAACUUUUAUGCAACGAUUGGGUUCGGCAUUUUUAGAAGAAUUUUUUACGGAAGAAGAGCAAGUUUUUUCUUUGAUGUUCACCAAAACAACUCUUUUUUCUUUCAGUGGAUCACACACUGAGCGUAUUUGGUAUUUGGAUAUUAUAGGUAUCAAUGACCUGGUCAACCCUCUUAAUUAAUCAUUAGACAAAACUAAUAAACAGGAAAGGGUUGAUAAAUGAUCAAGAAAAAACUUUCAUAUUUUUCAUUCUGAAAUGUUCCUUUUAUUAUAA